UGAUUCUGCGAUAUUAUGGAAUCACACUCUGCCGAUUUGACCUUUCGUCCAUCUCUUUCUCUAUCCAAUUCCAACCCCAAGCCGAAGAAGAGAACUCGCAGACGGAAACUUUCCCGGGAAAACUCCAGAAAAGAAAACCGUUGGAAAAUGUGCGAGCCCGAUGAUAACACCGCCAGAAACGGCGCCACACCUCCACCGUCAAGGUCGAGGGAGCUUCUGAUGGAUGUGGAUGACUUGGAUCUCGACGGCUCGUGGCCUCUGGAUCAGAUCCCUUACUUAUCCUCGUCGAAUCGCAUGAUAUCUCCGCUUUUCGUCUCCUCUUCCUCCGAGCAGCCUUGCUCCCCUCUCUGGGCGUUCUCCGACGUCGGAAGAGCCGUUAACCACCGUGGCGACGAUGAGAAGAUCAGCUCCGCCUCCGGUGUUCCUUCGUUUCGUCUCGCCGAUUAUCCUCUCUUCCUCCCUUACUCUUCUUCACCAUCAGUGGCUGAGAACACCACGGAGAAGCAUAACGGUUUCCAGUUUCCUUCUCCGUUGAUGAGCCUAGUCCCGCCGGAGAACACAGACAACUACUGUGUGAUCAAAGAGAGGAUGACUCAGGCGCUUCGUUACUUCAAAGAAUCAACCGAACAACACGUUUUGGCUCAGGUCUGGGCUCCUGUGAGAAAGAACGGUCGUGAUUUGCUGACGACUUUGGGUCAACCUUUUGUUCUUAACCCUAACGGUAACGGGCUUAAUCAAUACAGGAUGAUCUCUCUCACCUACAUGUUUUCUGUGGAUAGUGAGAGUGACAUUGAGCUCGGGCUCCCGGGUCGGGUUUUCCGUCAGAAACUGCCUGAGUGGACGCCGAAUGUUCAGUACUAUUCCAGCAAAGAAUUCUCGCGGCUUGACCACGCCUUGCACUAUAACGUGCGUGGUACACUGGCUUUGCCUGUCUUUAAUCCCUCUGGCGACUCAUGCAUAGGUGUUGUUGAACUUAUCAUGACCUCGGAGAAGAUUCACUAUGCACCCGAAGUGGAUAGAGUUUGCAAAGCCCUUGAGGCUGUAAAUCUUAAAAGCUCAGAGAUACUUGAUCACCAGACCACUCAGAUAUGCAAUGAGAGUCGCCAAAACGCACUUGCUGAGAUUCUAGAAGUGCUAACAGUUGUAUGCGAGACCCAUAACUUGCCUCUGGCUCAGACGUGGGUUCCCUGUCAGCACGGGAGCGUUCUUGCCAAUGGUGGCGGUUUAAAGAAAAACUGCACCAGUUUUGACGGUAGCUGCAUGGGCCAAGUCUGCAUGUCCACAACCGACAUGGCCUGCUAUGUCGUGGAUGCUCAUGUCUGGGGAUUUAGAGAUGCCUGUCUUGAACACCAUCUCCAAAAAGGACAGGGAGUCGCUGGACGAGCUUUUCUCAAUGGUGGCUCGUGUUUCUGCAGAGACAUUACCAAAUUCUGCAAAACGCAGUACCCGUUGGUCCAUUACGCGCUCAUGUUCAAGUUAACCACUUGUUUCGCAAUCUCUCUCCAGAGCUCUUACACAGGCGACGACAGUUACAUUCUUGAAUUCUUUCUUCCCUCAAGUAUAAAAGACAACCAAGUGCAAGAUUUGCUUCUUGGUUCUCUUUUGGUGACAAUGAAAGAACAUUUUCAGAGUCUGAGGGUUGCAUCUGGGGUUGACUUUGGUGAAGAUGAUGACAAAUUGUCUUUUGAGAUCAUCCAAGCAUUACCGGACGAGAACAUCCAUUCAGAAAUAGAAUCUAUUCGAGUUCCGUUUUCUGGUUUCAAGUCAAACGCGACAGAGUCGCUGUUGAUUCCUCAGCCUGCGGUUCAGUCGUCUGCUCCAGUGAACGGAAAAACUAACGUGGCCACUGUUAAUGGGGUGGUUAAGGAGAAGAAGAAAACAGAGAAAAAGCGUGGGAAGACUGAGAAAACGAUCAGUCUGGAUGUACUUCAGCAGUAUUUCACCGGAAGUCUCAAAGAUGCUGCAAAGAGCCUAGGAGUUUGCCCGACGACAAUGAAGCGAAUUUGCAGACAACACGGAAUCUCACGGUGGCCAUCAAGAAAGAUCAAGAAAGUGAAUCGCUCGAUCACAAAGCUGAAACGCGUCAUCGAAUCUGUUCAAUGUACUGAUGGAGGCCUCGGCCUGACUUCCAUGGCCGUUAGUUCCAUCCCUUGGACACACGGUCAAACAGCAGCACAUCCACUAAACUCACCCAGCGGUUCCAAACCGCCCGAGCUACCAACCACCAACAAUUCACCUAACCACUGGUCAAGUGAUCAUCACAGUCCUCCCGAGCCAAACGGCUCGCCUGAGUUACCAAGCAAUGGUCAUAAGCGUUCACGGACGGGGGAUGAGAGCGCCGGGACACCAACCUCUCACGGUUCGUGUGACGGUAACCAGUUAGAUGAAACAAAAGUCCCAAACCAAGAUCCGCUGUUCACGGUAGGUGGACCACCGGGGCUAUUCUUUCCACCUUAUUCUAGAGAUCAUGACGUAUCCACAGCAUCGUUCUCAAUGCAGAACAGGCCUCUUGGUACUAUAGACCAUUUCCGAGGAAUGCCCAUUGAAGACGCUGGAAGCUCAAAAGAUUUGAGAAAUCUCUGCUCCACUGCAGCAUUCGACGAUAAGUUUCCAGACUCAAACUGGAUGAACAAUGAUAAUAACAGCAACAACAAUAACAACAACAACAUGUACGUUCCUCCAAAGGAAGAGGAGGUGGUAAAUAUUACUCGCGAACUACCAUCAGGGUCCGAAAUGAGAACGGUAACCAUCAAGGCAAGUUACAAAGAAGACAUAAUACGGUUUAGGAUAUCCUCUGGUUCGGGUAUAAUGGAAUUGAAGGAUGAAGUGGCGAAGAGGCUGAGACUCGACGCAGGUACUUUUGAUAUCAAGUAUCUUGACGAUGAUAACGAAUGGGUAUUGAUAGCUUGUGAUGCUGAUCUUCAAGAAUGUCUCGAGAUCCCUAGAUCCUCCCGUACUAAUGUAGUACGGCUCCUGGUUCAUGAUGUUACAGCGAACCUCGGGAGCUCCUGCGAGAGCACAGGAGAAUUGUGACCCGAGGUAAAGGUAAUUCAUUACACUAUUGUAAAUAUUUUUUUUUACUGUUUAGAGGUUUGUUUGUUUUUGUUUUUGUUUUUGAUUGUUCUUGGUUGAGGAACAAGCAAAGAAUGUGUA
This is a messenger RNA of Brassica oleracea var. oleracea, 3153 nucleotides long. RefSeq names its product protein NLP7. Gene Ontology annotation, molecular function: protein binding; DNA-binding transcription factor activity. The transcript has 5 exons. The coding region runs from base 16 to 3033 and encodes 1005 amino acids. The record is from RefSeq and is a predicted model, not a curated record. NCBI's taxonomy places the organism in Eukaryota, Viridiplantae, Streptophyta, Magnoliopsida, Brassicales, Brassicaceae.